AUGGGCUUGACUAGUUAUACCUUCUUUGGCGAAGAACAGUCAUUAAAGCUCGCCAACCUUAUUGGCACGUUAAAACAAGAACCUGAAAACGGUUCAUUCUACACAUCAUCAAAGGAGCUGCUAGAAAAAGAAAAGUUUACCGAAGUCUUGACUCAAUAUGCUAAAGAGUCUUCUGUGCUAGUCAAUGUAGAUCCAAAAGACUUUGAAUCCGUGUAUAAUUUGUUGGUCGCGCUAAUCAAGGAUGCUACUGCCUCUGUCAUUCCACAGCUGAUAAAGUACAUUGUGGAUCCUAUUGUGGCGACUGCUACUGAAAAGACGUUGCUUAAACUACGAGUGCUGAGCAACCUGUACAACAAUCUGGAACGCACCAGUCCAUCAAGGUGUGAUGUCUACCAAGGCAUUGUCGCUGUAGCAGCCAAAGGUGGCGAAGUCGAUGUGUUGAUUCCAACACUCCCAUUGUUGGAUGCCUGGUUGGCUGAAUGGAGUGUCAGUGCUGAUGUCAAGAGACAGCUCUUCUUGACAAUCAGUGAUGUGUUAGGUGCUCAUAAACAAUACAAACAACAAUCAUACGAACACCUGCUAAAGUACCUAUCAUCAUUCCCUGCCACGCCCGAGUCAUCACCAAUCACAAAACCAUAUGCAUUACGAGCCGUCACUGAAGCCAUCAGGAUACCGCAAGUCUUGGACUUUGAAGACUUGGUUGCUUUAUAUGCUGUUCAAGCCUUAAAGAAGGAUGAUGCACCGUUAUAUGACCUGUUGAAUAUCUUUUUGAAUGAGUCGCUGGCUCAGUAUGAAGCGUUUUGUAAAUCUCAUGCUGGAUUUAUGGAUUCUCAUGGACUGGACCAUGAACAGAAUCUGAGAAAGAUGAAGCUGUUAUCGUUGGCUACUUUGGCAACUAGCAAUGUACAUGGAGAAGUUGCGUACGAUAUAAUUGCCAAGAAUCUCAACAUUGAUGAAGAUGACGUGGAAAUGUGGAUCAUUGAUGCCAUACGAGCAGGAAUGAUUGAUGCCAAGAUGAAUCAAUUGAAGCGAGUAGCAGUGAUUACACGAUCAACACACCGAGUAUUUGGAGAUGCAGAAUGGCGUCAGUUGCGAGACAAGCUUAAAGCAUGGAGGAGUAAUUUGAGUGAAGUGCUGACUGUACUUGGAAGCACUCGACGUGAUGUUGGAGAGGGGUUUGUGCAGGCCGCUGAUGAUGCAGUGGCAGCGGUAAACAACUAG
This is a messenger RNA of Synchytrium microbalum, 1221 nucleotides long. RefSeq lists its product as uncharacterized. The record is from RefSeq and is a predicted model, not a curated record. The transcript is spliced from 7 exons. Gene Ontology annotation, biological process: cytoplasmic translational initiation. NCBI's taxonomy places the organism in Eukaryota, Fungi, Chytridiomycota, Chytridiomycetes, Synchytriales, Synchytriaceae. Gene Ontology annotation, cellular component: cytoplasm; eukaryotic translation initiation factor 3 complex. Bases 1 to 1221 code for a protein of 406 amino acids. Gene Ontology annotation, molecular function: translation initiation factor activity.